AUGCUAAGUAAAAAAGAUUUUCUAAUGGGUGUAUUUUCUAAUUUAUUAUUUUUAACUAUUGGAGGUUAUAGUGGUGUAUAUAUUUCACAAAAUUACAGAAUUCCACAAUUACAUUCUCCCACUGAAUUGAUACAAAUUGCUAAAGAAUAUUAUAAAAAAUUUGAGGAAAUUCACAGUAUCAAAAAGAAGAAUGAUGAAACUUAA
Molecule: messenger RNA, 204 nt
Organism: Strongyloides ratti
Lineage: Eukaryota; Metazoa; Nematoda; Chromadorea; Rhabditida; Strongyloididae
Product: Protein of unknown function DUF4535 family-containing protein
Exons: 2
Coding region: 1-204 (67 amino acids)
Source: RefSeq, a predicted model, not a curated record